Messenger RNA from Elaeis guineensis (African oil palm), 719 nucleotides. RefSeq lists its product as uncharacterized. The record is from RefSeq and is a predicted model, not a curated record. NCBI's taxonomy places the organism in Eukaryota, Viridiplantae, Streptophyta, Magnoliopsida, Arecales, Arecaceae.
CCACCUCCCUUAGCCUUCUAACACUUUCAUUCACAUCCCUUACAAUCCCUUCUAAUAAAGAAGAUGGCAUCCCAAACCAUUGAGAGCUAUCGUGAGGGCGCCGAGGUCCACCGUGGUGAUGAUCUCUGCAAGAAGAAGUCCAUCCAACUCCUUGAAGAGCUUGGCCUCCCCAAGGGCUUGUUACCUCUCGAGAAUGUCGAGGAGUUUGGCUACAACCAUGAGGCUGGGUUCAUGUGGCUGAUCCAGAAGAAGAAGAAGGAGCACACGUUUAAGAAGAUCAAGCAGACGGUGUCGUAUGCUACUGAGGUGACAGCUUUCGUGGAGCAGCGCAAGAUGAAGAAGAUAACUGGGGUGAAGACGAAGGAGCUGCUGUUAUGGCUCUCUGUUGUUGAGGUUUACAUUGAUGACACCUCAUCUGAGAAGAUCACUUUCAAGACUGGCACUGGACUCUCUGACAGCUUUCCGGUCUCUGCCUUCGAGCUUUAAUAGAAUGUGAGAGAGAAGUUGGCGGAGGGACUGGAGCUUGUUCCCUUUGCUCUUUGAGUUGGAAAUGUGAAUUAGGAGUUCUCUCCGUCUCUCUAUCAGGGACAUUACUAAGACUUCAGUAUCUGAAUUAUUUUGCACUUUACAAUUGCUGUUGUAUCAAAUAAAAUUUCAUUGGGUGGUCUCAUCGUAUUAUAUGUCUUCAGCAGAUCAUAUCAUUCAUUCAAAUGCUCAGA